UUUGCAGAUUAUAUUUUUUUUUUACAAAUAUGUCACUGGCUGGUAUUAGAGUUUUGGAAAUGGCCGGGUUGGCCCCGGCUCCAAUGGCAGGCAUGAUGCUGUCUGAUUUUGGUGCUAAAGUGAUCAGAGUUGAUAGAACAAAGCAAUUAAUGACAGUGGAUCGACUAGCUAGAGGCAAACAGUCCAUCGCCGUAGAUAUGAAGUCUGCAGAUGGACUGGAUAUUGUUAAACGACUAAGCAUGAAAUCAGAUGUUUUGAUUGACUCUUAUAGACCAGGUGUGAUGGAAAAAAUGGGUUUAGGACCAAAACCUUUGAUGACAGACAAUAGAGCUUUAUCCACGAUGAAACGGUUUGGUGGAAAACCAACCCCGCCUAUAAAUGUACUGGCUGACUUUGCUGGUGGUGGAUUGUUAUGCACGAUGGGAAUUCUAAUGGCUUUGAUACAGAGGCAGCAGACAGGACGUGGUCAGGUGGUUGACGCAAGUAUGACUGAAGGUGCUGCAUACGUAUCCAGUUGGUUAUGGCGUUCCCAUGAUCUACAGUUAGCCUGGCCAACUAAAAUUCCAGGUAGAAAUCUACUAGACACCGGAGCGCCAUUUUAUGACACAUACGAAACAAAAGAUGGUAAAUACAUGGCGGUUGGAUCAAUAGAACCUCAGUUCUAUGCCCUCCUGUUAAAAGGCCUUGGUCUCACAGAAGAUCAGAUGCCAGGCACACAGCUCGAUAUUAAAAAAUGGCCUGCAAUGAAAGAUAAAUUAACAGAAGUUUUUUCCGAGAAGACGCAAUCUGAAUGGUGCCAAGUAUUUGAUGGCACUGAUGCGUGUGUCACUCCAGUCUUGUCUCUAGAUGAAGCUACACAAAACCCACACAACACUGCAAGAGAAGCCUUCGUUCCGAGUCAUAGUGGAAAACUUGAACCCAGGCCAGCGCCUUUGUUGUCAGAUACACCAGCAGUUCACCAGUCAAUGCCUGAUCCAGUAAUUGGUCAGCAUACUGAAGAAGUUCUUCGAGAUGCUGACUUUACUGAGAAUGAAAUCAAGAGAUUUAUUGAGAAAGAUGUUGUGGAAGUGAGUGGGAAAUAGUCAACUUCAAAGAAAAGAAGUCUGUGGAAUUCACAACAUAGUGACCUCAAAAUGAAUGGUUUUACCUUAUUGUCUUUGAAACAAAAGACAAGUACCCUUAGUGAAAAUAUUUUAAACUUUCAACACGGAUGCCUAUAAUACAGAAUCAACUAUAUCUGAGCAGAAGUGAAUCAAUGCAGAUCGAUAUAAUAGCUUUGCAACCAGAAGACACCUUUACAUCACUGUAUAACAGUAUAAGGAUAUAUGUAGAAUAGGUGUAUAAAUAUUGCAUUUAUGAAAGUCCCCACAGUCAUCACCUCCUGUUCGAUGUGGGUUUCAUAUGCUGUAUGUAUGUUUACAUAAAAUUUACAUGGCGACUAUGACACUUAUAUUCAGGAACAGUUUACAUUUUUGUCAGUAUUUACCAUCAAACAAACCAUCUCCAUGAAUUAAAUGACCACAUAGAAGAGAAUUCCAGCUGAAUACUUGGUGGGGAAAUCAAAUAAUUUUAUAAUAUAAGCUACAAGGUCUAAAGAAAUGGUAAACUAAUUUUUCAAACUGUU
Molecule: messenger RNA, 1624 nt
Organism: Saccoglossus kowalevskii
Lineage: Eukaryota; Metazoa; Hemichordata; Enteropneusta; Harrimaniidae
Product: alpha-methylacyl-CoA racemase-like
Molecular function (GO): catalytic activity
Source: RefSeq, a predicted model, not a curated record